Molecule: messenger RNA, 854 nt
Organism: Spirometra erinaceieuropaei
Lineage: Eukaryota; Metazoa; Platyhelminthes; Cestoda; Diphyllobothriidea; Diphyllobothriidae
Source: the annotation of a GenBank genome assembly
AUGAAGGCUGGUCCAAAUACGCGCUGCCUGGCUGGCAAGAUCGGCUCCCUCAAGAGCCUUGCCCUCAAGCUGGUAGUGUUGAACAAAAAGGCGAAGAAAGAGGUGGGCGACUAUGGCACUUUAUCGGUUCGUCCAGGAUAAUUGAAAUUACAUUGCAUUAAUCCCGAUUUGUUUGAAAUGACAUCGUGGACAUCGUCGGCAACGGCAACAAAACUGUCCGGUCGGGGGAUAUCAGAUAUUUAUGAGUAUUUUCAACCACAACAAGCAUACGUUAGGCUUUCGGUCAACGUCUUGCCAUAGUCUACAGUCCCAAAUACUUAUUAAGUUAACGAAGUAUGUGGGCAUUAGGCGAUCUCCUUUUCUCCCAAUCCAAAGCGACUACUCUCAACGAUUACCGUUCUUUAUCCAAAUGAAUAAUUUUGCCAUCAUGGAGUUAAGUUGGGCAAAUUCUGAAAAAAAUGAACAAAGUUGCGUUAAUGCAUGCAUACGCUCAGGGAGACUUAUCUGUCCCCCUCACAUGCUAUCCUUUCCGCUCGUUUUACUAGGUUGUGGUACCACCCGGAUGUCGGACAAAGGCCGAUCUCGUGAUAACUGAGGACGAGUAUGACGGACACUUCCGUGUGGAGACCAUCUUUGAGGGCAGCGUCAGUGUGCUUGUAAAGGACAAGAAGGACGGCUCUGUCCUCUGCCCAGUCAUCAUCAAUGAUCUCACCAAGGUUCUGACACCCCAGUAUGGAUUCCUGCCGGUGAAGGAGGUUCGUGGUGCCGUCUCCUACAUCAAUGAGGGCCGCUGCUUCUGCAGUUACGGGGUUGCCCAGCGGGUAGACCUCACGGAGUCGAGGAUUGCGGGCUGA